This is a messenger RNA of Macroventuria anomochaeta, 3216 nucleotides long. Its product is annotated as cell morphogenesis protein-like protein Sog2. The transcript has 4 exons. The record is from RefSeq and is a predicted model, not a curated record. NCBI's taxonomy places the organism in Eukaryota, Fungi, Ascomycota, Dothideomycetes, Pleosporales, Didymellaceae. Gene Ontology annotation, molecular function: protein binding. Bases 101 to 2854 code for a protein of 917 amino acids.
UAUCGCUGCAUUUCGCAGCCGCUGCAUAUGUUCCUCACGGCUGCGUGAGCAUGUCUGCGCACCUCUUCGCCGCCGUCCGCCCUUCUGACCGCCGCUCAUCAUGAGCAACGACGCGCCCGUGCCCAUCUCGGACGAGCAGGUGGUCGCCCUCGCAAAGGCCGCCUUCAAUCAUUCCCGACAGGACAUCAGUCAGCGUGGCCCAGAUGCUCCCCGAGAACUGCAGCAGCAGCACGCCGGCAUUACCAUCGACCUCGGCCACAAGAACAUAGCGCGCCUGCCCGGUGAGGUUAUCGAUGUCAUCCGGGUGGAAAUCGAGAGGCUCGCCCUCUCGCACAACCUCCUGUCGACGCUCCCAUCACGCCUCCUGGAAUGCAAGCGUCUCCGCUACCUCAACGUGCGCUACAAUGCGAUGCGCGAGAUCCCCAGUGUCAUACUUGAGAUGACAUCAUUGGAGAUUCUGGACGUGAGCAGGAACAAGAUCAGGUCAAUCCCGGAGAGAAUCGCAAACCUGACCUCGCUCAAAGUUUUGGCUCUUGCGAAGAACAAGAUUGAGGAGCUGCCUGUGUGUUUGGGGGACUUGAACAGCCUGCAGGUCAUGAAGCUCGAUGGCAAUCCAUUGACGUUCCCGCCUCCAGAAGUCUGUACGAUCAAAGACAACGCUCCUUCACCAUCCAACGAAAACGAACGAGAUGCCGUCAUUGCUACGCAAGUGAAGAAGUUCAUGCGUCAGCAAGCCUCCAAGCAGCGACAGCGAGCUGAGUUGGAACGUAUACGAAUCGAGUCAUCGAGCGACGAGAGUUGGACAGAGAGUAACCCGGAGACACCCCGCCCCUCGAAACGAGCUGCUGGUGGACGAUUUCCUGUACGGCCCAGUGUCAGCACGCUGGAUGGUUUUGCAGAGGGCAGAGCGGACUCGCCAUCGUUAGCAGCUCCGCCUAUACCGACUCGAUCACACUUUCGUGUGUCGUCACAAACCAGCAACAACGGCACGAAACCACGACCCCCAAUCUCGCCGUUGGUCUUGACGACCGGCCUGAACGAGCGCAAUCGAAGCCAGAGCGAAGGCGCGGGUCCCUCAACACAGCGCCAGAAGCGUAUGGGCAUAUACACCAACAAGCACCAGGCAUCUGAGCAGCUUGGCUCGGUCGAUGAGCUGCGAAGAACUAGCCACUUCCGUGGAUUUAGCCAGGGCAUCGUUGUUCCCUUGGGUGCUGUCAAUGGUGUCUCUGGACCUGCCACUGCUAUAGGGUAUGGGGAUACAGGAACUGUUCGAUCGCUGGCGAAUCGUCCGUUGUCUGAUGUGCGAGAGCAUAGACGUGGGUCUCGUGCCCCUGACAUCGUUGUCGAAGCUGCCAGGAAUUUCCUUUACGCGAUAUCUCAGCUGCACGACUGCGUUUCUCACAUGGUUCGUUCGAUCAAACUAAUGACAAGACCGAAAGAAGCACUUCGCCGGAAAGAAGACUUCUAUCGUCGCUUUUCGAGCACGUAUCUCAACAUACAGGCGAUGAACGAUGUGCUCAACAAGUUUAGCAGACUUGUCGAAGAAGACGAGGAAGACGCACAAAGGCUCUCCCGAAGCGUAUACAUGUAUGCCCUGCGAUGCCUGGAGUCUUUCAUGUCGAUUACUCUGUCGAUUGCAGAAAACCGUGCGGAGAUCACGCAGAAUGCGAAUCCACAGGUUUUACGAACGUUUCUGUUCCUCCAACAAGGCAGUCUGAUCGAGAUGAGGAAUGCCUGCUCUGUGUUGGGCGCUCAAUUCAAGGACACCUCUGCAACCUCCCGCAGGCCUGGUGCAGUAGAUGCACCCGGAACAAUACGCGCACGACCAAGAGUUCGACGAUUCCCAACUUCACCACCGCAGCGAGGUCAAUACCAGAUCCCUCCGCCUGUGAUACUGCACAGCAACGAUAACAGCCGAACGAAUACAAUGACAAGUCUCAGCGCUGCGACGCCCAGAUCAGGAGAGUCUUUCUCUACGUUGGCUACGAACAUGACCCGAACAAAUACAAUGACGAGCAACUUUGACGAGUCUGACGAGGAUGCUCAGUUCGACCGGGUCUACCAGAAGUUGAGGAACGCCAGCGAAAGCUGUAGAACAUCUAUACCCCAGAUCACACGUCUGUUACGAGAACAAUUCGACGUCUUGCGACGAGAUCUGGACUCCGACCAUCCCAGAGUUAAAGCGCUUGCUGGCCUCAUCGAUAAGAGCAAUGAGGUACAGCAGAUGACGAUCCCUCUUGCGAGUCGCUUAUCACAGAUGCAACUGAAGGAUAGCUACACCCGCAGCCAGGCCGAGUUCUGGCAGCAAUGCAUGGGUUUCAUCAAGGCUUGGGGCGAACUAGCCACCGCAUAUACGCAGCAGGGCAAGGAUCACAAGCUCUUGAGCCCUGAUGUGAAGCAGCUUAUGAAGCCACUUCACAAGACGGUCAAGGAAGCUAGUUCUGCCAUCUACAGCUCGCCGUGGUCACACCUGACGUCCAACACCUCUGGCUCAAUGGGUCCGCCUUCACUAUCGUCAAUCACAUCACGUACGCAGCCCCCAAGGUUCCUGAAUCGACCAGGUAUGGGCGCUAGUGGCAAUUCAUCUUAUCUUGGUGCCAUCAACACGCAGGUGCCUACGACGAACUCGACCUUCUCGGCUCAGCCCUACCCUACCGCAAGUCUACUGUCACAGGGGUCGAGUGGUUAUGGUACUCCGGGAGUGCCAGCGACGCCACUGAGUGCUGCUCUUGGGGCUGCGGCACAAGCUACUGUGCCAAAUACACCCAAAUUCGCUCCUGGUCAUGGUUCCAAUACUCUCAAUGUCUUCGAGCGAGCGGACAGGUUACUCAACCAAACGUCACGGCGCAUCUGAACAGUUUUACUCUGCGUAGGUGCACAUUUUCAUGUGCUCAGUUCAUCCCAUUGUCCUUGCUUCGGCAUCUCCGAUCCUUUCAGCACUUGCACGAAGUCCCUCCUGUCAUGAUCUUAGUUUUUGUCACAGUUUGCACAUAUUAGCGACGGCGCUGUCCGGGUUCCACUCGUUUGCAUGGCAUAUUAGAUUGCAUAUUGUUCCAGGUGUUUGAGGGUUAAUGAAGGGCUUGGCAUGGAUGGAGUCACGGCAAGACCACAUGAAAGUAUGUAUAUGUUUGGGAUGAUCUUUGUAUGCAUUUUCCAUACUCUUUUGCUAUUUACCGAAGACGCAUAUCACGAGUGCGUCUGUCCUGAACGAAGCUA